Molecule: messenger RNA, 737 nt
Organism: Emiliania huxleyi CCMP1516
Lineage: Eukaryota; Haptophyta; Isochrysidales; Noelaerhabdaceae
Exons: 1
Source: RefSeq, a predicted model, not a curated record
CGCUCGCUGCGCUGCUAUUCAUCGCCGUCUUCUUCCCCUCCUCGAAUCAGUUUGACCUUGCCACUGUCGCCACCGUCGCCUGCGUCUACGAGUGCCUCGUGCUCCCCGUCGGCUCGCUUCGCGCCGGAGGCCGCUUCCGCGCGAGAACGAGCCUCGCGCUCUUCCUGGGUCUGGCCGUGGCGGCUGCGAUGUGGUGCGACGCGCUCGCGGACGGCGCGCAGCCUCUCGACGCCGCCCUCGCGUCGCCUUGGCUCAUGGCCUCGACCCUCGCCCUCCUCGUCGGAGGCGGCGCCUGUCUGCUCGCGCGCCUCACGGCGCCCGUCAGCUCUCGCGCAGUCGCCCCCGAGGCCGGCAUGUCGUACUCCUCGCCGUACGUGAGUAUGGAGCACCACAAGCUCUCGCCUGUCGCAAAGCGGCUGCUUUCCUGAUGACCGCGACCGCGGGUAACCACUCCUCCUUUCCCCUCUCGCCCACGAGCCUCAGCUUUGUGGCAGGUGGCCACCCCACCCCUCCCCCACACGUUCCGCCCUCCCUGCAUGCCCCUCGCUGGUGCUCAGAGCUCGGUGGUAGUCGCCGCGCCUCCUCUCUAGCACGAACACCGAAACCACGGGAGGGAGCGCUGCGCGUGCGCCUCUCGGCUCGACUCGCUCUGCGCUCUCGCAGCUGUCCGAUCAUCCGGUAAAGCUAAAGGGGAGAUACAGGCGCGCCGUGUCUUUUACGUAUAGACAUAUCCAUGU